AUGCAAACAGCACAAACUGAGAGCCUUCAAAAUUGCAGAAGAAGAGAAAAGAAGAAGAAUGAGAAACAAGAGAAACAACAGACAGUCAAUUCCUCACAGGCGGAUACAAUGGCACCUGUUCGCCCUAAGAGCAAUUCCAAGUCCGCACCAUCAUCGCGAGACACACCCUCCAAGGGAAACGAAGCAUCCGGUUUCGCGGAUUCCGCCUUUCACACAUCCAAGAAGGACAAGCGCGUCAUAAAACAUUCGACUUUUGUUUCGAAAAUCGAAAAAUCCCACAAAAAACCGCUCAAGCGCCGCCGCCCUUCGAAAAAGCUGGUCGCGAACCUCGACUCGCUCGCUGAGGCUUUGCCGGACGCUGACGAUAAUCCACGCGCAGACAGCCAGGUCAACAUCAUCAAGCAAAAGAGCUUGAAACACAGACCUGGCGCUAUGAAACGGAAAGAAAAGCUAGAUCAAUUCGAGAGGAGCCGCUUUGCGAAAAACAUGGCACAGAUGGCCCGCAUGGAGUCGACGGGACCAGCCUCGACUUCAGACGGGACUCCAACAGCCACACAAUCUUCAUCAUCUAAUCGGUGGACUGCUUUGAGAAAUUUCAUCUCACACACUAUAGAUCAAAACCCGGAAUUCAAACGAUGA
This is a messenger RNA of Uncinocarpus reesii 1704, 639 nucleotides long. RefSeq lists its product as uncharacterized. Gene Ontology annotation, biological process: maturation of SSU-rRNA from tricistronic rRNA transcript (SSU-rRNA, 5.8S rRNA, LSU-rRNA). The record is from RefSeq and is a predicted model, not a curated record. The transcript is spliced from 2 exons. Gene Ontology annotation, cellular component: 90S preribosome; nucleolus; preribosome, small subunit precursor. Lineage: Eukaryota; Fungi; Ascomycota; Eurotiomycetes; Onygenales; Onygenaceae. The coding region runs from base 1 to 639 and encodes 212 amino acids.